Molecule: messenger RNA, 1432 nt
Organism: Thermothielavioides terrestris NRRL 8126
Lineage: Eukaryota; Fungi; Ascomycota; Sordariomycetes; Sordariales; Chaetomiaceae
Exons: 2
Coding region: 173-1423 (416 amino acids)
Source: RefSeq, a predicted model, not a curated record
UGUGCUGACUUGGGCUGAUCGGAUGGAAGUCAAAACCCCAGAUAUCGAGCCGGCCUCAUCUGUGGCCCGGGAAACAAAUGCGUGCGCCGCUGGUGUGUUCUCACUCGCCCGCCCAUCCUUCCCUCCUUCCUGCAUAUCCUGGGAGCCACUUUCUGACUUACCUUGAUUUGCCAUGGCAGAGGAAUACGACAAAGCCGUUCGCACCGCCAACUGGGCCAGGAAGCACGCGAAGCUCGCUGCCAAUAUUCCAAAGUCGUCAUCCCAUCGGUUUGAGUUUGAACCAAGCACUCCUCCGGAAAGUCCGCGACGUGAGAGCGACUCAGCCAACUUGGGCAACUCGGGCAACUUGGGCGACUCGGGCAACUCGCAUCAAGGCCACCGCCGAGCACCGGACGACUCUGCAAUUCUCGGCAACUUCAUUCCACUUUCGACCUCCAUGCGAGAGCGCUCACCGUCGCCUCGUCGCGAAAAAGGCGUCUACCUGCAGCUUAGUCUGACCGAUUCGCAGGUGGAUAAACUGACAGCUGCACUGUCCUCGCAAGACGACGACGAAUCGAUGGAGAACAAUCCGGCACGAAGCCUCCGGGCUCGGUCCCCGGCAAAGAUGCCGCAGGACGUUGCAACUCACCCUCGCCCGCAGCGCUCUCGUUCGCCGGCCAAAAAAGCCCUCCCAGUCAAGACUCCCGAGAGCCAGCGCACCGUCCAGGGCUUGCGGGGCGACAUUGCGACGAGCGCAUCUUCGAGCAAGCGACAGGAGACUAGAUUCGAUUGGAACGCACCGGCAGCCCAUGGCUCACCGACCCGCUCGGCCGGACGCGGAAUUAGAAGCCCCCCGGCGCCAAUUGACACUGAUCGCGCUCGAGCCUACGCCAAACUGGCCGCCGACCGGGCUGGUCGACAGCCUGCAAUAGUCGUUCAUCGUCCGCUCGAGCGAGACCCCUCUCCCGUGCGUCAGCCUCACCGCUUCGCCCUGGCCGACGAUUCCUCGUCGCAUUAUUCUCAGGAUUCGGCCGGAGAGCGGUACCCCUCCUGCGUCAGCCCUCUCCGCAUUCAAAAGGAGAACGAAGCCAAGAAUGUCAGCAUUCUCCAAGAGUACACCGAGCAGAAGAACUCGGUCCGCGGCUCGGACAAGGAUUCGACCGAAUCGGCGCAGUAUGGAACCUUGGGAGAAGGCUCCAGCGGAGGACAGCGCGCCUCCUAUACUCCCUUGGCACCGCUCAUGAAGGAGGCACCAACGGUUAGAAAGGCCUCCAAGACCCUCAUCGGGGAGGGCGGAUGGCUCGAGAAUACGUCGAAGCGCGAACCGGCAACUACCUCGCCGAACCGAGCUGGCGGUUUCCUCGGUAAUUUGGUCAAGAAAGCAAAGGAGAUGGCAAGUAGUCUGGCAGAAGUCUUCCUCUUUUGUGGAGGGCAAAACGACUAACACUCCUCC